Bactrocera latifrons is the source of this 1839-nucleotide messenger RNA. RefSeq names its product ras-related protein Rab-3 (gene Rab3). Gene Ontology annotation, biological process: protein secretion; regulation of exocytosis; protein localization to plasma membrane. NCBI's taxonomy places the organism in Eukaryota, Metazoa, Arthropoda, Insecta, Diptera, Tephritidae. Gene Ontology annotation, cellular component: plasma membrane; synaptic vesicle; endosome. The record is from RefSeq and is a predicted model, not a curated record. The transcript has 4 exons. Bases 708 to 1370 code for a protein of 220 amino acids. Gene Ontology annotation, molecular function: GTP binding; GTPase activity.
GAAACCUUCACWAACGUAUGCAUUUAACUAUACACACAUUUACUAUGUAUAUGUACAUAUGUAUUUGCAAAUGUAUAUUUGUGCGCACCUCAUUUACAAGACGGCGAAGUCAAGCAACAGGUUUACACAUUGAGGCCACAGAAAAGCAAGCGUAGGCCUACACAUUGCGGCAUUCAAGCGGCUGAGGGUAUGAGAAAUGCAAUUUACUUAUAUGCUUAACUAACACUUAAGGAAGCGAGUAAGCAAGUAAGUAAACGCUCAAGUGCAGGCAUACUUGUGGCAACUUAGAAAUGCGUGCAGGAAUGUUUAAUGAAGCACUAUUGGUGUAAGUGGCUGUGUGUGUAUGUGUGUGAUACGGCAUUGAUACGCUCAUCCUUGACACACAUAUGUAUGUACAUGUGUAUGUGUAUGCAGGACACUAAAACAUUAAAACAAAUGAGGAGUAAAUUAAAGUGUGUUUGUACUAGAGUAAACUGGAGAGCAAGUGAAAGUCCAUUGAGUGCGAAACUUAAUAUUUAUAUUCUACCUCCCUUCUUUUAUACACUACCAUUAUUUAACUUCUUUAGAGCAUGUUAAACUUAUAGCCUGUUAGAUUUGGUUUCCGUCAAAAUGUCUCUAUAUUUCUAAAACUAUGCUUUUCCAAUUCUAACUAACAAUUAAUUUUUUAGAUAAAAAAAAUUAAAAAUUUUCUAAAAUCCUCCUUGCAGAUGGCUGGCGGUGGGGACCCCAAGUGGCAGAAGGAUGCGGCCGAUCAAAAUUUCGACUAUAUGUUCAAAUUGCUUAUAAUCGGCAACUCAAGUGUGGGCAAGACAAGCUUCCUCUUUCGCUAUGCCGAUGACAGUUUCACCUCAGCUUUUGUGUCGACGGUCGGCAUCGAUUUCAAAGUGAAAACCGUGUUUCGACAUGACAAACGCGUCAAGCUGCAGAUCUGGGAUACAGCGGGUCAAGAACGCUACAGAACAAUAACCACAGCAUAUUAUCGUGGCGCCAUGGGUUUCAUUCUGAUGUAUGAUGUCACAAAUGAGGAGAGUUUCAAUUCCGUACAAGAUUGGGUGACUCAAAUCAAGACAUAUUCCUGGGACAACGCACAAGUGAUACUUGUCGGCAACAAAUGCGACAUGGAAGAUCAGCGAGUGAUCUCAUUCGAACGAGGCCGACAGUUAGCCGAUCAGCUGGGUGUGGAGUUCUUCGAAACUUCAGCCAAAGAAAAUGUUAAUGUUAAGGCUGUCUUCGAACGACUGGUGGAUAUAAUUUGCGACAAAAUGUCGGAGAGUUUAGACUCGGAUCCGACGUUAGUGGGCGCCGGGCAAAAGGGACAACGACUGACAGAUCAACCUCAAGGCACGCCCAAUGCGAAUUGUAAUUGUUAAACAUACACAUACACAACACAUACUUAAACACAUACAUAUGCACAUAUAUACAUAAAUAGAUAUAUGUAGACACAAAUAUACUUAAAUAAAUAAAUAAAUGUAAAACUAUAUGAACUAAGUGAGACAGUAAUACAUAUACUUAUAUAUAAAAGGAGUAAUUCUGUUGACUUAUGUUGUCCGGUUUUUGUUGUCUCAGUUUUUAGUGUUAUUGAAGAAGAAGAUACAGAAGAAUAGAUGUAAUUAAAGCAUGUUGCAUGUAAAUGUGCUGAGGCAUAAAGUAUGAAAUUAUUAUAAACAAGCCGUUAAUGCUGUUGAAAAUAAAAUAAUUUGUGUAGAAAAAGCAUGAAAACAAAAAAGGUUGCCAGAUAAACAAUAUUUGCAAGUCUACAAACGAAACUUUAUGAAAGUAACAACUAAUUUAAAGAAGUUAUAAAUAAAUAAUUAAAUAAAAAACAAUAAUUAAAACAAA